Molecule: messenger RNA, 1911 nt
Organism: Mucor velutinosus
Lineage: Eukaryota; Fungi; Mucoromycota; Mucoromycetes; Mucorales; Mucoraceae
Exons: 7
Coding region: 1-1911 (636 amino acids)
Biological process (GO): very long-chain fatty acid catabolic process; peroxisome organization; fatty acid beta-oxidation
Cellular component (GO): peroxisomal membrane
Molecular function (GO): ATP hydrolysis activity; ATP binding; ABC-type transporter activity
Source: RefSeq, a predicted model, not a curated record
AUGCGGCAAGAAAGACUCAAUUCUUUCUCUUCCAAUGAUCCCAUUUUCAAUCAACAAGAGGACGACAUUGAAGAGCAAAUUCAUCAGCAAAAUGCAAAAACAGUAGAUACAUCGACUUACAGCUUUGACAGUGUGUUUUUCAAGCGGUUUGCCCGGCUUUUAGGUAUUCUAUUCAAGAGUAGCCGCUUAUAUAAACCAUGGUCCACCAAGAAAGAAGCUCGCAAGCACAGUUUAUUCUGGCUCUACAUUACCUUUAUCACUCUGGGCGUCAGUUACGAAGUGCUUGUCUACUUUGUGGGCAUGAUACCAAGUCAAUUUUACUCUAUUUUGACCAGCAGAGAUGCGAUUGGAUUCUCAAAGUACAUUCUACCCUGUCUUUUGCUUGUUUUCAGCACUGCUACCUGCAAAAGUUUACUCAACUUUAUGGGCGGUCUCUUUGCAUUGAAGGCAAGAAAAUUGCUGACAAUUCACUUGCAAAACAAGUACAUCAAGCCAAAAUCCAUGUAUACCCUUGUGAUGAAUCAUGAAAAAGUGGAUAACCCAGAUCAACGUAUUACUCAAGAUGUCGAUAAGUUUGCAGAGACGUUGCGUCAAAUUGUCACGAACCUCAUUAUUGCACCUGUCAUGGUUGUCUACUACACAUACAAAUGCUGGAUCGUCACUGGAUUUGCUGGACCUUUGUUGAUCUACGUCUACUUUUUGCUGGGCUCAUUCAUUAGUCGCAAGUUUAUUCAACCCAUUGUCAAUGCUGUGUUUUUCAAGGAGCUGCAGGAAGGAAACUUUCGCUAUCUUCAUGUCAGGCUGAGACAGUAUGCUGAAUCCAUUGCUUUCUGCGAUGGUGAAGAGGAAGAGAAUGGCAGAGCACAGCACAGCUUGGAGACACUGUUGACAUAUCAACGUACCAUUGUAAACAAAGAGCUUCCCCUGAAAAUGGCAAAUGAGAGCUUCUCUUACUUGGGGUCAAUCCUCAGCUAUUUAAUUAUUGCUAUCCCUAUCUUUGCUGGCGUGUUCGAUGGAAAGGAUGCUUCUGAGCUGAGUGCUAUUAUCAGUGCAAACUCCUUUGUCGCCAUGUAUUUGAUCUAUUUGUUUUCAACCAUCAUUGAACAGUCCACCAAAUUGUCGGAUCUCGCAGGCUUUACUGCUCGUGUGGGUGAGCUGUUGGAAGCAUUGGAUCAAGUUGCUGUCGAGAUUGAGAAAAUGGAAACCGAGCAUCCCGUUAGAAAGGAAGAGCAAAGCGAUACCAUUGAAUUCGAGAAUGUGUCCUUGUUCUCUCCUCGAUCAAAGCUCAUUGUGCACGAUUUGAAUCUCAAGAUUUACCAAGGUGAUCAUGUCGCCUUUGUUGGCCCCAAUGGAUCUGGUAAGACUUCCAUUUUGCGCGCGUUGGCUUGUCUAUGGCCCUGUAGCGAAGGCAGAGUACAUGUCCCCAAGGUCAUCAUGGGGAAAGAUAUUAUUUUCCUUCCUCAAAUGCCAUACCUCAUUGAGGGGUCGCUGAGGGAUCAGAUUGUAUAUCCAAAUACAACACCAGCUGCUAAAAUUACAGAUCAAGAGAUUGUCCAGCUACUACAAAAGGUGCGUCUUAGUCACCUGUCAGGCUUGGUGAAAUCAUAUGAUACUGUGUAUGGUCAGGAGUGGUCCAAGAUGUUAUCUCCUGGUGAGCAACAGCGAUUAGUGUUUGCUCGUAUCUUUUAUUGGAAGCCGCGAUUUGCAGUUCUUGAUGAAGCAACUAGCGCAAUGGAUAAGGACACGGAGGACUAUUUAUAUGAAGCACUGAUUAAUAUGGGAACCAGUGUUAUUAGCGUGAGCCAUCAUCCAAAUGUGAUUGACUACCAUAGCACUAUUGUUAUUUUAGACGGGCAAGGCGGAUACACCAUUGAGACCAAGGAAUCAAGCUCAUCGCUGGUUGCUGUGUAG